AUGCAGGCUCGCCAACGCAGUCCGCGAGGGUUUUACCCGUCGGAGUACCGGCAGCGUGAGGGGGGGCUGGGGAGAGGCCGGAGAGGGGACAUUUUCGUUGAGGCGGGGCGGCUCGCCGCGGAGUAUUUGGUUUCCCAGGGGCUGCUGCCGCCCAACGCGUUGCCGCCUAAAUGGCAAAACCACAAGGCUCAGGUGGAGGGCAGCGGGCGGCAGUCGGCGCUGGCGCGGCUCGGGAGCGCGGAUGGGAGGAGGAAAUUGGGGUUUGAUGAGUUUGGGCAGAAGGGGAGGAGGCGAGGGAGCUUCAGCAGGAGUAAUGGGAUGGAUUGGGGGAGGGAUUAUAGGAGGAAUGGAUCUUGGUCUGAUCGUCGUGGCGCCAACGAUGUUAGGGAUGUUGAGGAUGAUGAUUAUGAAAGUGGUGGAUCUAGUGUUAGACACCAAGAUGAGGAGGACCAUCACCAGUACCAUCACCACCAACAACAACACCAGAAUAAUAGUGAUGAUGCUUUGGUAAAAUCGAAUUCGAGUGAAUUUACUCCGAGAAGAGAGGAUGGUGGUGAUUUGAGUGAUAAGGAUAGGGAUAAGGAGAGGGUGAGUGCUGAAUUGUUGGAGUUGAAUCAGAGUGGUGUAGGGAAAGAUGUGAGUGAUGUGGACAUGGGGGUUGGUGUGGGUAAUGAUUUGGAGAGUGUGAUUGUCGGGGUUAAGGAGGUGAAGGAUGAUUGUGCUGGUGAUGAUGAUAUUGAGAGAUUGAGGAAUGUGUCUGCUCAGUUGAGUGAUCAGGAGAAUAGUAGCUCUGGUGGCGUUGUUACUGAUUUGGUUUCGUUGUGCAAGUCUGUGAAGGUGCCCACCAGGACGCGCUCUUCGAUUACACGUAAGAAUUUGAAAGCUGGGAACCAUGGAGAUGGGUCCGGGAGUGCACAUGAUGUUGAGGAUCUUCAAGGAGCUAACUCAGCUGAGGAAGUCUUGGCUGAAAAUGAGUCUGUUAAAGGCUCCUCAUCGGGUGGGUUACUAGGUGAGAAAAGUUAUGAUAUGGUACAUGUUGACUCUGAUGCUGCCGAGGUAGAACCAGUUUGUGUUGCUGAGGAUGUGAGAGAAUUAGAUGCUGUGUCUAAAGCUGAGGAUGUGAGAGAAUUAGAUGAUGUGUCUAAAGCUGAAGAUGUGAAAGAAUUAUGUCAGUCUGGUCAGGAUAGAAGUUUUAUUCAGGAUAACAACCAGGAGUCCAAUGCUACACUACCCGGGUAUGGAGGUUGCAGGUCCUUGUCUGGGGAACAGGGUCAAAAGCGGGUUUUGGAAGAUGAUGAUGAUGAUGUUAGGGAGGACAACAAGAGACUGAGAGAAUGGUUGCCUUCCCUUGUUCCUAAGACUGGAGGUUACUUUUUGCAUAGUAAUCCAAUUGAAGUGAAAGAGAGCCCAGUGGAAGAUGGAAUUUCACACAUUGACAAAGUGAUUAUGACCUCAGAGCAGGGGAGCCUGAUGAGUAGUGGUUCUCAGUUUACAGUAGGUGGACAUAGAUCCUUUCUUCAGUGUUCAGAUGAGAAGCCUUCAUUGCCGAGUUCGUUUAGAACCUGUGAUCUGAAUCUCAUUGAAGCUUCUGAAGUGCAUGAAAGUCAUGUUGAUCAGCCCGUUCUUAUUUAUCCCCCUGCAGUUUCUGAAGCUAAGAAAGCUGUACCAAUUGGCAUAGAUCUGACCAUGAGUCAUGCUAGUGUAUCAGGAAAAUUCAAUACUCAUGCAACAAAUGGCAAAGAGAUUGAAGUAAUUGAUUUAGAAAAUGAUUCCAUUCAAGAAGAAAAGUCAAUUGACAAUAUGGAUAGAAAGACAGAGACUAUGUUUCCUGGCCUUGAAGGUUUUCCGAACCAUGCUCAAAAUGCUGCUGACAUACAUGAUGUUCAGGAUGGUUAUGGACUUAUGAUAUCAGAGUUGCUUGGGCCAGAUUUCACUAAUUGUUCUUCAGUAGCUGGUGACAUAAACUCUGUGCACAACGAGAUGGGCCUUCAUAGUGGAACAGGGACACUUGCUGAGGAUGAUUCCAUAUAUAUGUCGCUUGGAGAAUUAAGUAUGCCAGAUUUCUAUUAG
This is a messenger RNA of Sphenostylis stenocarpa, 2070 nucleotides long. The record is from the annotation of a GenBank genome assembly. NCBI's taxonomy places the organism in Eukaryota, Viridiplantae, Streptophyta, Magnoliopsida, Fabales, Fabaceae.